This is a messenger RNA of Pelagomonas calceolata, 774 nucleotides long. Lineage: Eukaryota; Pelagophyceae; Pelagomonadales; Pelagomonadaceae. The record is from the annotation of a GenBank genome assembly.
AUGGCAAGCAAAACCACACCAACCCCACACCUCGUCGCCGUCGACGCCUCCGCGCUACCACAAACACCCGAAGAAGUGGCAACUUUAAAACCGGACAAGCGCGUUGCCGUCUCGCACGGGUGCGAGGAGAGGGUCGCAGCGGAAUCGAGCAAGGAGGACGUCACGCUCGGCCACUUCUGUGCGACGCUCCGCGGCGACCCGCGCGCGGGCUACCUGAAGCAGUGCCCGCUCGAGGAUCUGGGCUGCCGGUGGUCAUUGCGGGCGCACGCGCCUUUUCUCACGUCGUGGGUCCAGGAGACGGCGUUUUUAUGGGUCGGCGGCGCCGACGCGACCACCGGACUGCACAGCGACGACGAGGACAAUGUAUUAAUAGUGACGCACGGUUCCAAGCACGUCCUGCUCUACCCGCCGAAUUCAAGGAGGCACCUCGACCCGAAUCCAAGGUAUGACAACGGCACGGAGUGCUGCGAGAUCGACGCGUUUCUGUCCGAGGCGGAGAAGGCGCGGCAGCAUCCGCCGUACGCGGGCUGCGCGCCGCCGCUGAGCUUCGUCUUGCGGGCGGGAGACGCCCUCUUCAUCCCGCGGGAUUGGUUCCACGCCGUGCGGUCGCUCGACGUCUCGGUCUCGGUGAACGUCUUCUACAGUACUCUCGCGGACCUAGCGACGCGCGGCGCGCACCGCGCCCUGACGGACUUCGCGCACAACCGGCUCGGGCUCUGGCGCACGAACUGUGUCUGCCACCGGCCGUCCGGCGGUUUUGGGAUGAGGCCAUAA